This is a messenger RNA of Cucumis sativus (cucumber), 1346 nucleotides long. RefSeq names its product mitotic-spindle organizing protein 1A. Bases 883 to 1098 code for a protein of 71 amino acids. Lineage: Eukaryota; Viridiplantae; Streptophyta; Magnoliopsida; Cucurbitales; Cucurbitaceae. The record is from RefSeq and is a predicted model, not a curated record. Gene Ontology annotation, biological process: mitotic spindle assembly; gamma-tubulin complex localization; microtubule nucleation by interphase microtubule organizing center. The transcript is spliced from 2 exons. Gene Ontology annotation, cellular component: spindle; interphase microtubule organizing center; gamma-tubulin ring complex.
UUUGCUGUGGACUUUAGAUCCCUUUCGGAUUAAUUAUAGUUGUUGGAAAUUCAGUUUUUUUUUUUUUUUUUCCCUUCAAGCCUCAUUGAAAUGAUGAAAUGAAACUAAUACUUUUAGAUAAAACAGUAAUAACCAUUAUUCUUGGUUAUACAUAGUUUGGAACGGUUGUUUUAGGUUUUAAGUGGAUCUGGAUUUAUGGUGGCAUGGGAUUAUGACUUGUAGUGAUGUUGUUUCUACCUUUGUUCAAAUUUCUAAACAUUUUCAGUUUUAUAAGGCAUAGUUUCAGAACUGGCAAUUUUGUCCUCAUUUUUAUAAAUCUCUUUCUUCAUUGUUUCUCCCAGUGAUCACAAAUGGAAAAUUUAUUUUAGUUUGAACAAAUUUAUUCAAUGAUGUUUCUAUUAUUUACUUAUGUUUUCUCUAAUUCAAGCUGUUGUCUCCUUGUUGGUCGUGUGUUUGUCUCAAAAAGUUGGAUCGAUACAAUACAUUGAAGGAAAAAAAAGAAAAAGAAAAGAAGUACAGAGGAAGGGCUUUGAGCCCUUUUCUAUUUUCGAUCUAAGGAAUGACUCAAUUAGAAUUUCAUAAUUCGAGCGGCAAGAUAAGCAAUUUCUCACAGCCCUAGAAUUUACCCCUUGUUGUACAGUAGCUUCUGUUUUCUCCUUUAGCUAAAUUUCUCUUCCCCCCUCACUGUCUCCUUUCUUAACACAUUGGUUUUUUAGGUGAUUGGUGUCACAUAUUUUCACACACAUAUGUUCAUUCUUUUGUGCUAAAAUCUUAGAUGAAACGUAUAUUAUGAGUGGGUACACACACAAAGAGGCCUGAUUUUGCUAACGGAACGAGAAUGUAUCAAUGAAAAUGGAACUACUUUUAGAAAUGAUUAUCUAAAUGGAUCAAGAGGCUGCACGAACUGCUCGAGAAUCACUAGACCUUGCAUUUCAUAUGUCUAAUGUACUUGAUGCUGGGAUCGAUCGGCACACUCUCUCUGUCCUCAUUGCUCUCUGUGACAUGGGUGUGAACCCUGAAGCUCUGGCUGCUGUGGUCAAGGAAUUACGGCGGGAGCCACCCUCAUCAGACACCAUCGUAUCCAGUAACAAGUCAUAAGUUCCCCAAGCAAAGAAACAACUUUGUUCUUCUGAUGAAAGUUGAAAUACAAAUGUGUAUUUUUAACAAUGUUUCUAUAUAUGUAGCUUGCUUGAUGGCAUCUUGUGAUAGAUGUGGGCUUGGUGUUUAGAAUGUUCAAUUUAUUCAUAAUCUUGUGUUCAUCCCUUCUUCUCCAUUCUGUUGCUUUACAGAUUGCUUGUUUAGCUGAUUUUGUCAAAAUAACAGAAUUGGCACACAUGUAUUCUAUA